AUGGAGGGGGGCGGAAUUAGCAGUUACCGCAACGUCCACUUGGAAAAAAAGCAAGCUUGUGCUGAGGGAACGCUGAGGAGCACAAACGAUAUACAAAGUCGGCACGGUGAUCUCUGGCAGGAACUUGGUUUUAUCCGCGCCGACGGUUCCUUCCUUAUUGGGUUUAGCGCGACUCCCCGGAUUCAAGCCGGCAAUUUGCUCAUCAGAUCGACCGAACCGCGCGAGCUUUCUGUGCAGGCAACCCGGCUAAUUUACUUGCAGAGGGCUCUGUUCUGUCACAUUGAAGAGCUAUGCUGCAAGUAG
This is a messenger RNA of Penicillium chermesinum, 303 nucleotides long. RefSeq lists its product as uncharacterized. The coding region runs from base 1 to 303 and encodes 100 amino acids. NCBI's taxonomy places the organism in Eukaryota, Fungi, Ascomycota, Eurotiomycetes, Eurotiales, Aspergillaceae. The transcript has a single exon. The record is from RefSeq and is a predicted model, not a curated record.